UUAUGAAAUAUGCAUGGAGAACAGAUGUCCCCCGCUCUCCACUCCCGCCCCACCCCCCUCAGGGCCAGCCCCCUCCUUUGGUUCCCGGGAGGUGGGGGGGCUCAGUGGACUCUCCACCAAUGGCAGCCUAAUCUAGCUAGUUAAUAUUGAUAAUCCGGGUCCUGGGCUAGCCAAUGGAAGGCCAGGGGUGUUCUGUGCAUCUCCAUAUAUAUACAUAGGGCGGGCAGCCCAGGUGUGUAUGUAUGUGUGUGUGUAUGAGUGUGUGUGUCUAGGGGUGGGUGUGUGAGCUGGAGUGUGGGUGCUAGAUUGGGCUGAGCUCUCUCCUCUCUCCUUACCUUUGUCCCCCCACCCCCUCCCACUAUGUAUUCCACUCUUGCCUGCCUUGGUGCCCAGAGGGCACUCCCACACCAUCCCCAAGCUCCCUAGGAGCUGGAUGCAAACUUUACUGAGCACAGACGGAUGAGCACAGAUCUGCCAGAGGAGCCAGGGGCCAGGUCAGUGCUGCCCCUCAGGGGCCCCCUGCCGGGCUGACGAGCACUACCCCUUCCAGCGGGUCCCUUGAUCUUCCCUGUUUUGGGCCAUGGAAUUCUGAGGGGCCUGUGCUCAACAGAGCUAGCUCCAAGGACCUAACCUUCCAGGACCCUCCUCCAGAUCCACCCUCUCCAACCACCAUCCAGCUGGAAAGCUCCUCUGGGGUUGGGGCACCCUGCAUCAUGAUGCUUAAUUCAGACCCUAUGGAGCUGGACCUGCCUCCCACCCAUUCAGAGACAGAGUCAGGUUUCAGUGACUGUGGGGGAGGUGUGGGUUCGGACAGGACAGGGCCUGGAGGUCCUGGGGGAGGCCAGGCCAGAGGUCCUGAGAUGGGGGAGUCUGGUCGGAAGGACCUGCAGCAUCUGAGCCGGGAGGAACGGCGGCGGAGGAGGAGGGCCACAGCCAAGUAUCGCACUGCCCAUGCCACUAGGGAACGGAUUAGAGUGGAGGCCUUCAACCUAGCCUUUGCUGAGCUUCGCAAGCUGCUGCCCACCUUACCCCCCGACAAGAAGCUCUCCAAGAUUGAAAUCUUACGCCUGGCCAUCUGCUAUAUUUCCUACCUGAACCAUGUCCUGGAUGUCUGAACUCUUUGGUCCCUUGUUUGGGGGAAUCCUACCCUCGGGGUUCCUUCCUCUCCCAGCAGAGAAUAUCUUGCUGCCCAGCUCAGUCCUCUCUCUCUCUCUCUCUCUCUCUCUCUCUCUCUCUCUCUCUCUCUCUCUCUCUCUGUUAUGUCUGCCCUGAACCAUGUUCUGGGCUCCUGAGUCCUUGAAUUGCCCCUGCCCUGUCCUACCCUCAUACUCAUAAAUGGCCAAUUGUCCAGGGAAAGUGAUGACUUAGCUCAGACCAAGGGCAGAGAGGCUAUUUUUAGAGGUUAACUAUAGUGGCAGUUGUUUGUGUUUGUGUGUGUGUGUGUGUGUGUGUGUGUGUGUGUGUGAGAGAGAGAGAGAGAGAGAGAGAGAGAGAGAGAGACAGAGAGAGGGAGGGAGACAGACAGACAGACAUCAGGGUUGAGCUGGUCAGACAUGUUUUCUGGGUCAGCCCAUGUGUGGCCUUUAGCAUAUAUUUUGGGCUUUUCCAGCCUAUUCUUUGUUUCUACCUAGCUUUUGGUCAAGCUGCUAUAGUUCCUACCCUCAUUUGGAAUGUUAAAGACUUCUGAUUUCAAUUCUGACACUGUCUUACCUACAAAAACACACUUCACACCCACCCUCCUUUUCCAGCAAUUCCUGCCAACAGAUAGAGGGAAUAAAAUGAAGAGGAAAGUAAAGGAGGCUGGAAUCAGGGUAAAUGGGGCACAUUCCCUGGAGAUCUCCUCAUAUAAGAAACUGUAGUAUUUUUGUUAUCUAGCUGACCCUUGAUGCUUAUCUCUCCCUAGUUGUAUACUUCAUUUUUCUGGGUUACUUGGCUAUUUCUACCCUGUUAGCCGUUUCCUCUCCAUUUUUUUUUGUGGCCCAGGGAAAGUAUUAUCUGGGGCUCUCCCAAAGGUCAGAGUAAUGAAGGGCCUAUCCAAAGCAGAUCUAAUAUAUCCAUAGGAGAACCAUCAGUGUUUAGAUAGCUAUCUGCAAGUGUCCCAUCACCCCCAUGGGGUGUUUGUGUGUGCGUAUGUGUGUGUGUGUGAAUUUCAUUCUUCUUGUUUUGUGAAGGUUCUAGGACUUCUGAUGUAGCAUUUUUUCCUUCUCCCAUCAUUCCCCACCAAAAAGAAACUGGCAAGGCCUCUAGGGCAAGGGGAGAGAGAGAGAGAGAGAGAGAGAGAGAGAGAGAGAGAGAGAGAGAGAGAGAGAGAGAGAGAGAGAGAGAGAGAGAGAGAGUAUGUGUAGAGGGGCAUAUGGGCAUAUGCUGAAGGGACCAAUGGCUGGUAUAGGAGUGACAAUGCUGCCCCCUUUCUUUCCUUCCCCUAACACUGCCUCUUCUUUCUCCCCUUGCCCAAACUUUCACUACCACAAGGAUAUUUAUUUAUUUGUUAUUUAUUUAAUUUAUUUAUAAACAUUGCUAUUUAUUGCUGUGUUGUGCACUUUGGUUUAGAGUGAGGGUCUGAAGCAGCUCUAGCUGUACAGUUCUCUCUCUCCCACCCCUUUCUCCAGCCUUGGGACUAGCUUCCUUCCUCUCUUACCACACCACCCCUCCACUAUCUUCUUUGUAUCAUUCCCCCUCCUUUGCCCCUCUCUCCAAAAAGAACUUCACAAAAUUCUCCCAGCAUUCCUCCCAAGGAUUUUGGACUACUAUUUGCACCACUCUCUCCCAAACCCCAUCCAGCAUCAGCCUAUGAGCUUUGAUCUUCUGCUCUGAAACUCCCUUAACCCCAAACAAUCCCUGUCUCAUUUUCCUGUAUCCUAUGCGAUUCCCUUAAUGGCAGUUAUGAUUUUCACACAAAAAGGAGAAUUAAAGUGACCUCUUUCCAGUUUCUAUAA
This is a messenger RNA of Monodelphis domestica (gray short-tailed opossum), 2936 nucleotides long. It is a transcript of the gene NHLH1, whose product is annotated as nescient helix-loop-helix 1. NCBI's taxonomy places the organism in Eukaryota, Metazoa, Chordata, Mammalia, Didelphimorphia, Didelphidae. Gene Ontology annotation, biological process: regulation of transcription by RNA polymerase II. The record is from RefSeq and is a predicted model, not a curated record. Gene Ontology annotation, molecular function: DNA-binding transcription factor activity, RNA polymerase II-specific; RNA polymerase II cis-regulatory region sequence-specific DNA binding; protein dimerization activity.